AGAAAAACAACUGUUCUUAUUAGGCGUUCAGCAUGCCCCACCUACUGCUACUUAUUUGGAGAGACUCAUAGAUUUCCGGACACACAGAGAGACCUGACGUAUAAAAGAAGAGUGUCUUUGAAAAGCAGUCCAAAUAAGGAAUAGCCAUUAUGGGAAAGUGCUUGGUGAUCUGCUCGAUAGCAAUUCUCUUUAUUCUUCUGCAGACUGAUGUCAUUGUCUCUGUUUCGGGGAAAAGCUCGUCCAGUAGAAGUAGUAGAAAGCCUAGCAAGCCUUCACAUCAUCGACCUAGCAGGCCUGCACACCAUCGACCUAGCAAGCCUGUGGAACAUCGACCUAGCAAACCUGUACAACAUCGACCUAGCAAACCUGUGGAACAUCGACCUAGCAAGCCUGUACACAACCAACCUGUACACAAUCCUGCUCCCCCACAACACAACCCUGCUUAUCCCCCAGUAAAUCCUGGUAAGCCCCCAAGCAAUCCUGGCAACCCUCCUCCACAAAACCCUGCUUAUCCCCCCCACAAUCCUGGCAACCCUCCUCCACAAAACCCUGCUUAUCCCCCACGCAAUCCUGGCAACCCUCCUCCACAAAACCCUGCCUAUCCACCACAAAACCCUGCUUAUCCCCCCCACAAUCCUGGCAACCCUCCUCCACAAAACCCUGCCUACCCACCACAAAACCCUGGUAACCCUGUCUAUCCGCCACAAAACCCUGCUUAUCCCCCCCACAAUCCUGGCAACCCACACAAUCCUGGUUAUCCGCCACAAAACCCAGGAUACCCUCCCCACAAUCCUGGCAACCCACACAAUCCUGGUUAUCCGCCACAAAACCCAGGUUACCCUCCCCACAAUCCUGGUAACCCACACAACCCUGGCUACCCCCAACAAAACCCCGGCUUUCCACAAAACCCUAGUUACCCUAGGUAUGGAGAAGGAGGCAGCUGGGGCAAAUAUGACAGUAAGCCAUGGAAGCCUAAGCCAGCCAAGCCCAAUAUGAAAUAUAUGGCAGGAUCAGCUCUGGCAGGUGCUGCAGCGGGAGCCGUUGGCGGCUACCUCUUAGGUCGUGCCAUGUCCAAUGUCAAUUUUCAGUUUAACAACCGUGAUGACGAGCGGUGGUGGCAUGAAAACCGCAACCGUUACUCCGACCAGGUUUACUACCCACAGUACAACCAGCCUGUUCCGCAGGAUAUCUUUGUGAGAGAUUGCACAAAUAUCACUGUGAGCGAGUAUACGGAGCCCAGCGGAAACCAGACGGCAGAUGAGAUGGAAACCAGGGUUGUGACACACGUGGUGCGCGAAAUGUGCAUAGAGCAGUAUCGUACCUACUCUAGUCAUGCAGGAGGCAGCUUCAGACGUCCCGGGAGUAGGCCAGAGGAGCCUAUGCCGGCCAAGACGGAAGUGAAGCCUGUGGCAGAAGAAGCUAUAACAGGCGCUGUGGCAAAAGACAGUUUGGCCAGCUCCAUGUCUAACAUGCAACUGCAUUUCAAUGACAGCGAUGAGGAGCGAUGGUGGAGCGAAAACCGCAAUCGUUUUACCAAUCCCGUCUUCUACCCAAACUAUAGCCACCCUGUCACGAAUGAAGUCUUUGCAAGUGAUUGUGAGAGUGCCACCGCAAACUAUUACAUAAAGCCCACCGGAAACCAAACAGCAGAUGAGGUGGGAGCCAGGGUGGUGAUGCGAGUGGCAUGGGAGAUGUGCAGGGCGCUGUACAGUGAUUUCAUCCGUCACAUGGAAGGAAGCAAAUAUGAUCAGAAGCCAGACGUGCCGGUGCCAACCAAACUCUGGCUGAAGCAAGUCCCAGAAGCGGCUAACAUUCCUGGCGCAGGAACCACUGGAAGCCAUCGCAACAGUGCCACAUCUCGCAUGCAUGACAACACUUUUGCCAAGUCUUCUGUGGUUUGGAUUAUCGCCCUGGUCACUCCUUUCCUGAUACCUUGAGGCUGGACCUUAAGCUGCCAUUUUGUUGCUGAGACAGGAAAUGUCCAGAAGGAAAGAGAUGUGUGUAUAUAAAGGAAAUGUUUUGUGGAGAAUACACUAUCGCUUCUGCAUCUGUUUGGUGGGUUGUCUUUAAUAGCUGUUGCAUGUGCUAAUUCUUACUCCUUCAGAGCCACCUUUGGCACUGCCGCUGUUUCAAAAUAGUUGAAACUAGGGAAAGGAGCCAAGGGUAACCUUGCAAUGAAGGGAACCUCCCCACCCCAGCCCACAUGAUUCAAGCCGUGUCCUUUUUCAUAGCUAGUUGAGCAUAUUCAGUGUAUAAACAUGAACAAGUUAAUGGAAACGCGGAGAAAAACACACCUUUUGCCAGACUACUCCUGCUACAUAGGCUCUUCAGUGAAACCUGCCAUAGCUUUACAUAUCCUGUGGCAGACUCCUCCCAGUACACUGACCCCUCAUGGGAACCUACUCAGCUUUAACAGAAAGCUUUAUGGUGCAGUAAGCCUUUAUACAGAAGUCUAGCUUCAAGAGAAAGAAAGGAUUUCCAGUUCUUAUGUAGCUUCACUGAGAGUGACUUUCAAUGCUAUGAAAUGGGGUGGGGUGGGAGCACAAGCAGCUUACGGAUAGGGAUGGCAGAAUCUAUCAAUGUCAGCUUCUAAUUUUUCCAGUUCUACGCUCAGUUCUUCACAUUCCACCUCCAUUUGUGAUUUUAAUAAUAAUAAUAAUAAUAAUAAUAAUAAUAAUAAUAUCAUUAUUUAUACCCCACCAACCUCAUGAAAAUUUAUCAGCCUUUUAGUGCAAUUUUAUUCACAUAUACACAUUUUGUAUGCAAUUUUGCAUACAAUAUACACAUUUUUUUGAAAAGCAAUUUCCCCUAAAAUAAUACAUUUUUUGCAUGCUAUUUUCAAUAAUAUAUGCAUUUGUAUGCACUUUAUCCUAGUAUAUGUGGGAUGUUUUUUUUAGUAAACUACUUGGCUGUAGUUUCACACAUUGCAAGUGUGAAUUUUAAAGGAUGAAUGUGUUCUGGUUUGUGCAUUGUUUGAGAACGUGAGAAUUGGGUAGGUUUGCCUUUAAAUGUGAACUGAAUCAAAUUUCUCCCCCAUCCCUUUGUGUGCCAUGUGCGCCACACUGAAGUCCAAAGAAAAUUUUUCACAUUAACCUCUGUAAACAAGAUGCAAGAUUGGCUCCACAUUGGGAGUACCUCACUGGCAUAGCUGCCAAGUUUUCCCUUUUCUCGCGAGGAAGCCUAUUCAGCAUAAUGGAAAAUCCCUUUUAAAAAGGGAUAACUUGGCAGCUAUGCUCACUGGAGGUGUGAAAAUUCCACAUGAGACGCUCCUUUGGGUUGUAUCCAAUGUAGCACUAAGUUAAAGCCACUUAGUGGUACUUGUUCCACAGGUGAAAUGUUUUGCAACAGUGCUCCACGGCUGCAGAAGAGAGGCUGCUAGUAAAUUUGUCGCACAACAGAUUGCCCACUAAGGUUCCGCUAGCACACCCUUUGGGUUGGGUUCCUCUCUAGUGCAACACAAACCAUUUCAAGGUUUAUUAUUAUUAUUAUUAUUAUUAUUAUUAUUAUUAUUAACAACAACAAUCAAGAGGUAUAUAAAUUUUAUGACAUAAGUAAAUAAACAUUAAAACUCACCCAUCCACUUGAGCUAGCAGACAGGGAACACUGGACACAGUCCUAAAUGCAGUGAACACUUUUAACAUUUUAAAAUGCCUUGAGAUUCUGGUGGGGGGGGGGGUGAGGAGAAGAACACAGAACAUAGAAGAGGACAUUCCCUCCCACAUAUCACAAUGUGAGGUCUGUGGGAUGCUCCUAGUCGCAAGUUCAUGUGAGGGUGUUUCCAUGUGGGUGUUUAUUGUGUCAAGGACUUAUGUCAAGGAUGGGGAGGGACCAGGGUGAUGUCCAUCCCUAAUAAAAUACCGUAUUUUCCGGCGUAUAAGACAACUGGGCGUAUAAGACAACCCCCAACUUUUCCAGUUAAAAUGUAGAGUUUGGGAUAUACUCGCCGUAUAAGACUCCCCCUCUUCCUACCAUUGUCCAUGGGCCGGACAUGCUCGCGCUGCCCAUAUCCGAAAUGUCUGCAGCACCAGAAAUCGUGUCUGCGCAUGUCCGGAAGCUGAAAAUCAUGUCUGGACAUGCACAGAAGCAAUUUCUGGUGCCACACUGCUCUUUUCCAAAAUGUCCACAGUGCCAGAAAUUGCUUCUGCGGCUGCGUAUAAGAUGACCCCCAACUUAUGAGAAGAUUUUCCUGGGUUAAAAAGUAGUCUUAUACUGUACGCAGGAAAAGAGUAUAUUGUGCUCUCAUUUUAGUGCCUUUGCAAAUGUGUCAGCCUAGUGAGGAAUGGGAUACGCUGUUGUGGGUUCUUUAUACUUGCCAUGGAGCUCCUGUCAAUGGAGGGAGUCCUUCUACACGGCAGCUUGUUGUGGAAGCAUGCGUGCAAGUUUUGUUCAACAUCCACGUGACUUCGCCCUCAUCCAAAUGCUGCCCUACAUUAUCUUCCAAUUUAAUCCAAAAUUACUGUUUCUAUGGAAAAUCUGUUAAGUAAUCCUUUCCCUCCAAACAGAUUAAAUGGAGGGGGCGCAGAAUGAUACAUUUUGAAAGGGACACCAUUAUGUGAAUGUCAUUUUUAAAAAGUGCAUGCAUUUAGCAGCACCAACUCCGCAAUAAAAUUCUGUGUGAAAGUGCCCUGGGUACCCUGGAACAGCCUGCAUGAAAGCCUUAAAAAAUUGUAGGUGGUGGACAUGCUUGAGUUUUUCAUUGUCUUUUGCCUACACAGAAAUAAUUUAUGCUGCUCAGGAUUUUACAAUCGUACAACACUUUCUGUCUUUUAGAAGCAAAGCCGGUCAUCAUGUGUUGGGAAAGCCAAUCCCUGUGAAAAUCUUCCUUACAACAUCAUAUCACUUCAGCACUUAGUUGUGGUGUCUGAUCUAAAUUCCUCUAGAGAGGGGAUUUCCAGGCCUAUCUAGCCACAGCAAAACUGCCUGAGGAGGUCUUUCCUGGGUUUAAAACUGCCAGCUACUUUACUCUUUAAUUGUAAGAUACUGGUAGAAUAUUUUUUUAAGCCACUUGUGAUAAGGACUGCUUUCUUUAUUGUAAAGUAAAGCCAGAAGGAACUUUGCCCAGUGGGAUUGUGGGCGAUUCCAGACUGGCUGCUUAUUGAGCACUCAUGUUGAUAAUGUUCACACCAAACUCGCAUGGAUCUGAUACAUCAGGCAUGUCCAACAGGUAGAUCGUGAUCUACCGGUAGAUCACUGGACGUCUGUGGUAGAUUACCGGUAGAUCAGUGGCUCCUCCCCCCAAAGAAGCUAGAAAACUUUGGCUGCCCUAAAAAAAGCUCAACAUCUUUGCCCUGCACCCCUAAAAUGACCUGAACCACAAAAAACAGGGCUUUCCUUCCAAAUAAAAAAGCUCAACAUCGCUUUCUUCCCUAAAGAAGCUCAACAACAAAACAGGGCUUUCCUUCUUAAAAAAAAAAAAGCUCAACAACUUUGACCUGAACCCCCAAAA
Zootoca vivipara (common lizard) is the source of this 5446-nucleotide messenger RNA. RefSeq lists its product as uncharacterized. Lineage: Eukaryota; Metazoa; Chordata; Lepidosauria; Squamata; Lacertidae. Gene Ontology annotation, biological process: protein homooligomerization. The record is from RefSeq and is a predicted model, not a curated record. Gene Ontology annotation, cellular component: membrane.